AUGGUAGCUUCACCACAGACUUAUCGCGAAGGUAGAGAGGAAUACUCCAACAAAGCGGACUACGACGGCGGUUCGUCAAUCCUCAGUACUAGAGACUCCUUCUUCACUCCCUCCACGUCCUCUUCUCGCACCUCAGCUGCGCGCUCAGGCGCGUCCUCAGCAAGCAAUUACCGCUUCGAGCACAACCGUCGAUAUCAUGCCUACCGUGAUGGCCACUAUUUGGUACCCAAUGACCAGCAGGAACAAGACCGAAUGGAUGUGGUUCACCAGAUGAUGUACUUACUACUAGACAAUGAGCUCCAUCUUUCACCGUUGAAGGAACCGAGGAGGAUCUUAGAUGUGGGUACGGGAACAGGUAUUUGGGCAAUUGAGAUGGCAUUCAAGUACCCAAAUGCUAGAGUUAUCGGGAACGACCUGUCACCAAUCCAAGUCUCACCGCCCCCAAAUUGCAGCUUCGAUGUUGAAGACGCAGAGUCGGAUUGGUUAUACCCUACCAACAAUUUUGACUUCAUCCAUACUAGACAGCUACUCGGAGGAAUAACGAAUUGGCCGAGAUUUUUUCAGCAAGCAUAUGACCAUAUCCGCCCGGGUGGUUGGCUUGAACUACAGGAGACACCGGCCAACCCCUUUACCGACACUGCCACCCCACCUCCCUCAGACCUCCCAAUCUUCCGAGUGCUCUCCCUUCUGAAAUUGGCGUCACUGAAUGCUGGACGUGCGUUCUCCGACGAGUCAUUCAAGUCACAGAUGGAGGAAGCAGGAUUCGUGGAUGUUCAGGAAACGCGCUUCCGGAUACCCUUAGGUCCGUGGGAAAGAGAUAGCAGGGGAAAGGAGGUUGGGAGGUAUAAUAUGAUCAAUUUUAUGGAAGGCCUAGAGGGAUAUUCUUUGGCGCUCUUCACAAGGGUUUUGGGAAUGGAAGUUGAGAAGGUACGGGAGUUGAUAGAAGGCGCAAAAAGAGAUGGGAUGAAUAGGAAACUGAGGAUAUAUUUUUGGCUGGUCGUUGUACGAGGGCGAAAACCAGAGGCGCCUCCUGCAUCUACAUGA
Messenger RNA from Morchella importuna, 1044 nucleotides. RefSeq lists its product as uncharacterized. The transcript is spliced from 5 exons. The record is from RefSeq and is a predicted model, not a curated record. Lineage: Eukaryota; Fungi; Ascomycota; Pezizomycetes; Pezizales; Morchellaceae. Gene Ontology annotation, molecular function: methyltransferase activity. Bases 1 to 1044 code for a protein of 347 amino acids.